This is a messenger RNA of Heterobasidion irregulare TC 32-1, 1234 nucleotides long. RefSeq lists its product as uncharacterized. The record is from RefSeq and is a predicted model, not a curated record. Lineage: Eukaryota; Fungi; Basidiomycota; Agaricomycetes; Russulales; Bondarzewiaceae. The transcript has 6 exons. The coding region runs from base 691 to 1197 and encodes 168 amino acids.
CGAUCCUCUCGGUGCGCAUGUGCCCAUGCCACCCACUCCGCAUCCGCUCACACUAUCCGCCACUAGUGGCCUCGACGGAGGCAAUUCUCCAUGCCCAUGCCUCGUCAAGGGCGUGUGGCCCACCUACCACGGCGUACGUAUGUCGCCGUCCCUCUCCUCGCUGACGGUGCGUAGAAUAUAUAUAACAUCGCCGGCAAGUCCACAAUCCUGUGGCAUGGAUCAACGAUAAUAGUCAUGACCCACACUCACAUGGGCAUGGCUCAGUUAGCGAGGGUCCUAGCACGACCCACGCAUAUAAGCGUACAAAACUCAAGACAAUAUAAAAAUAAAGAAGGAUAAUGGGAAAUAUAUGCCUCCACAAGGGAGAUGACAGGAAUCCAAUACAAGUAUAGAUGCCAUCUGGUGGCUUUCGAGCCCGUCCCUCGGGGCGGCCUGCGCUGCAUUACACACGGGAGGUCCAGCUCGCGCAUCGGUUAGAUCCCGUUGUAAGACGCUCUCCGCUUGCAGGGUGCGGUCGGGCCCCACCGUCCCAAGGCUAGGGAAAGCCGGGUGGUAUUGGAGCCGGUGCCUUCGGGGCCGCGUGACCGCCCCCGGUGGACCCACCUUGGUCGACGGGUGAGCUAUGGAGAGUCGUGGGUCUGGCCUCUAGGUGGCGGCAAGGGCAUCGGUGGUUGCAGUGGCGGGGCCUAUAUGACCUCGCGCUGUGUCCCAGGCGUAAGUACGUGCCUUAGCUGCGAAACACGCCGGGUGGGCACCGGUUGUGGGCGGGCACGCAGCCGUUUUUGUUUUUUUAGCAGGUUCUAUAUCCCGGGGUUGGAAGACGACCCAUCUAUACGCACGGGUGGGAUCCGAGUGCGGAUGGGCUCGCAUUCCCCAGGUGCCGCAACACUGCGGCACCAGAAUUUUUUCCUCCCUCUCGCCUUCGGGCGAGGCUUUUUACUCCCCUCUAGGUUCUUCGAGUGGCUGUUGGAUUGCACCGCGCUGGCUCACAAUGAGCGAGCGAGGAUGCAGAUCGACGGAUGCAGGCGCCGCGUCGUCUGCGCCGACAGUCCGCCGAGCAAGCCUUCUGUUUCACCUCCAUUCACCGCUCUCGGUCGGCGAGCUGGCUUCUGUGUAGACCUCUGGGAGCCCUCGGGCGACGUUCGAAGCGGCCGUGGAGAUGCGAUGAUAGCCUUUAGCUGUACCAUCUUCUCAUAGUUCGUUUGGAAAUGAUCACAUCGCAUUUUGGCACAAA